Messenger RNA from Closterium sp. NIES-65, 6318 nucleotides. The record is from the annotation of a GenBank genome assembly. NCBI's taxonomy places the organism in Eukaryota, Viridiplantae, Streptophyta, Zygnematophyceae, Desmidiales, Closteriaceae.
AUGGGGUGGGCUGGCAGGUCACAUGCUGGGAGGGAAGAGGUGGGGGAGGGGGGAGAGGCUGAUGUGGGAGGGGUGGAGGGAGAUGAGGAUGAAGAGGUGGUUGAGGUGGAGUGGGUCGGAGAUUGUGUGAGGGGGAGUGUGUGGCAGAGGGUAGAGGAGUGUGUGAGGGAGUGCGGAGGGGAGUGUGGUGGGGAGUGUGGAGGGGAGUGUGGAGCGAGACAGGAUGAGGAGGAGGAGGAGGAGGAGGAGGAGGAGGAGGAGGAGGAGGAGGAGGAGGAGGAGGAGGAGGAGGAGGAGGAGGAGGAGGAGGAGGAGGAGGAGGAGGAGGAGGAUAAGGAUAGUGCGAUGGGCCUCGCAGCCGCUAUUGAGGCGCCUCAGAAUGUAACGGGCAUCGGCACGAAUCCACGGAACGGCCCGCCGCCUCCUCGGUGCUACGCCCGGCGGCUUCCGCCUCGCCUGGCGCAGCGGAAUGCCGCGGAGAGUGAGGAAGGAGAGGAUGAUGAUGUGGUGGAAGUUCCAAUAGGGGACAAUAGUGCUCCUCGGUCGCAGCCCCUCAACUUUUAUCCCCCUUUUCAUCACUCCCCUCUUCCCUCGUUCCACUCUUUCCCUCCCCCCUCCUCUCCCUCCUCGACUUGUCCCAAACUCAUCACAAUAAUCCUUGGGGGAGAGGGGCGAAGGGCGAAGGAGCGGUUGGGAGAGGGAAGAAGAGGGAAGGAGGGAAGAGAACCGGGACGAGGAGGAAAGCAUGGGGGAGGAGGAAAGGAGGGGGGAAGAGAGGGGAGGAGGAGAGAGGAGCGAGGAGAAGAGGGACGAGGAGGAAAGGAUGGGGGAGGAAAGAAGGGUGGAGGAGGAAAGAAGGGUGGAGGAGGAAAGAAGGGCGGAGGAGGAAAGAAGGGCGGAGGAGGAAAGAAGGGCGGAGGAGGAAAGAAGGGCGGAGGAGGGAAGAAGGGCGGAGGAGGAAAGAAGGGCGGAGGAGGAAAGAAGGGCGGAGGAGGGAAGAAGGGCGGAGGAGGAAAGAAGGGCGGAGGAGGAAAGAAGGGAGGAGGAGGAAAGAAGGGCAGAGGAGGAAAGAAGGGCGGAGGAGGAAAGAAGGGUGGAGGAGGAAAGAAGGGCGGAGGAGGAAAGAAGGGAGGAGGAGGAAAGAAGGGCGGAGGAGGAAAGAAGGGCGGAGGAGGAAAGAAAGGCGGAGGAGGAAAGAAGGGCGGAGGAGGAAAGGAGGGCGGAGGAGGAAAGAAGGGCAGAGGAGGAAAGAAGGGUGGAGGAGGAAAGAAGGGCGGAGGAGGGAAGAAGGGCGGAGGAGGAAAGAAGGGCGGAGGAGGAAAGAAGGGAGGAGGAGGAGGAAAGAAGGGUGGAGGAGGGAAGAAGGGCGGAGGAGGAAAGAAGGGCGGAGGAGGAAAGAAGGGCGGAGGAGGAAAGAAGGGCAGAGGAGGAAAGAAGGGUGGAGGAGGAAAGAAGGGCGGAGGAGGGAAGAAGGGCGGAGGAGGAAAGAAGGGCGGAGGAGGAAAGAAGGGAGGAGGAGGAGGAAAGAAGGGCGGAGGAGGAAAGAAGGGUGGAGGAGGUAAGAAGGGAGGAGGAGGAAAGAAGGGCGGAGGAGGAAAGAAGGGCGGAGGAGGAAAGAAGGGCGGAGGAGGAAAGAAGGGCGGAGGAGGAAAGAAGGGCGGAGGAGGAAAGAAGGGCGGAGGAGGAAAGAAGGGCGGAGGAGGUAAGAAGGGAGGAGGAGGAAAGAAGGGCGGAGGAGGAAAGAAGGGCGGAGGAGGAAAGAAGGGCGGAGGAGGAAAGAAGGGCGGAGGAGGAAAGAAGGGCGGAGGAGGAAAGAAGGGCGGAGGAGGAAAGAAGGGCGGAGGAGGAAAGAAGGGCGGAGGAGGAAAGAAGGGCGGAGGAGGAAAGAAGGGCGGAGGAGGAAAGAAGGGCGGAGGAGGAAAGAAGGGCGGAGGAGGAAAGAAGGGCGGAGGAGGUAAGAAGGGAGGAGGAGGAAAGAAGGGCGGAGGACGAAAGAAGGGCGGAGGAGGAAAGAAGGGCGGAGGAGGAAAGAAGGGCGGAGGAGGAAAGAAGGGCGGAGGAGGAAAGAAGGGAGGAGGAGGAAAGAAGGGCGGAGGAGGAAAGAAGGGCGGAGGAGGUAAGAAGGGCGGAGGAGGAAAGAAGGGCGGAGGAGGAAAGAAGGGCGGAGGAGGAAAGAAGGGCGGAGGAGGAAAGAAGGGCGGAGGAGGAAAGAAGGGCGGAGGAGGAAAGAAGGGCGGAGGAGGAAAGAAGGGAGGAGGAGGAAAGAAGGGCGGAGGAGGAAAGAAGGGCGGAGGAGGAAAGAAGGGUGGAGGAGGAAAGAAGGGCGGAGGAGGAAAGAAGGGCGGAGGAGGAAAGAAGGGCGGAGGAGGAAAGAAGGGCGGAGGAGGAAAGAAGGGCGGAGGAGGAAAGAAGGGCGGAGGAGGAAAGAAGGGCGGAGGAGGAAAGAAGGGCGGAGGAGGAAAGAAGGGCGGAGGAGGAAAGAAGGGCGGAGGAGGAAAGAAGGGCGGAGGAGGAAAGAAGGGCGGAGGAGGAAAGAAGGGCGGAGGAGGAAAGAAGGGUGGAGGAGGAAAGAAGGACGGAGGACGAAAGAAGGGCGGAGGACGAAAGAAGGGCGGAGGAGGAAAGAAGGGCGGAGGAGGAAAGAAGGGCGGAGGAGGAAAGAAGGGCGGAGGAGGAAAGAAGGGCGGAGGAGGAAAGAAGGGUGGAGGAGGGAAGAAGGGCGGAGGAGGAAAGAAGGGCGGAGGAGGAAAGAAGGGCGGAGGAGGAAAGAAGGGCGGAGGAGGGAAGAAGGGCGGAGGAGGAAAGAAGGGCGGAGGAGGUAAGAAGGGAGGAGGAGGAAAGAAGGGCGGAGGAGGAAAGAAGGGCGGAGGAGGAAAGAAGGGCGGAGGAGGAAAGAAGGGCGGAGGAGGAAAGAAGGGCGGAGGAGGAAAGAAGGGCGGAGGAGGAAAGAAGGGCGGAGGAGGAAAGAAGGGCGGAGGAGGAAAGAAGGGCGGAGGAGGAAAGAAGGGCGGAGGAGGAAAGAAGGGCGGAGGAGGAAAGAAGGGCGGAGGAGGAAAGAAGGGCGGAGGAGGAAAGAAGGGCGGAGGAGGUAAGAAGGGAGGAGGAGGAAAGAAGGGCGGAGGACGAAAGAAGGGCGGAGGAGGAAAGAAGGGCGGAGGAGGAAAGAAGGGCGGAGGAGGAAAGAAGGGCGGAGGGGGAAAGAAGGGCGGAGGAGGAAAGAAGGGAGGAGGAGGAAAGAAGGGCGGAGGAGGAAAGAAGGGCGGAGGAGGAAAGAAGGGCGGAGGAGGAAAGGAGGGUGGAGGAGGAAAGAAGGGAGGAGGAGGAAAGAAGGGAGGAGGAGGAAAGAAGGGAAAGAAGGGCGGAGGAGGAAAGAAGGGUGGAGGAGGAAAGAAGGGUGGAGGAGGAAGGAAGGGUGGAGGAGGAAAGAAGGGUGGAGGUGGAAACAAGGGUGGAGGAGGAAAGGAGGGUGGAGGAGGAAAGGAGGGUGGAGGAGGAAAGGAGGGUGGAGGAGGAAAGGAGGGUGGAGGAGGAAAGGAGGGUGGAGGAGGAAAUGAGGGUGGAGGAGGAAAGGAGGGUGGAGGAGGAAAGGAGGGUGGAGGAGGAAAGGAGGGAAAGGAGGGUGGAGGAGGAAAGGAGGGUGGAGGAGGAAAGGAGGGUGGAGGAGGAAAGGAGGGUGGAGGAAAGGGGGGAGGAAGGGGGCAUGGAGAGGAGAAGGAAGCAACUUUUAUUAGUGGAGAAGAUGGAAGGAGAGGGGAGGAGAGGGAAGAGGAGGGAAUGAGGGCAACAUGGGAAGGGCAGCAGCAGGAAGGCAGCACGGGAAGGGCAGCGGUGCAGCUUCAAGGGGAGUGCAGUGCGGUUGGAGGAGGUAGGGGGGCAGAGGAAGGAGGAGAGCAAUGCCUUUCAGGAGAUGAGGGCAACAUGGGAAGGGCAGCAGCGGUGCUGCUUCACUGGGAGGGCAGCGUGGGAGAGGCCAUGAGGCAGAGGCAAGUUGAGUGCAGUGACGGUGGAGGAAGGAGGGCGGCACAGGAAGCAGCAGCUGAAUCCGUUCCUGAAAAUGAGGGUAGCAGAGGAAGAUCAGUGGUGCAGACUUAUGAGACGGGCAACGAUUUCGGAGGAGGGAGGGUUGAUGGAGAAGAGGAGGGAGGAAAGGAGGGUGAAGAGGAGGGAGAAGAGGAGGGAGAAGAGGAGGGAGCAGAGGAGGGUGAAGAGAAAGGGGCAGAGGAGGGGGCACAGCUGGGAUCACAGGUGGGAGCAGAAGAGGGAGUGGAGGAGGGAGCAGAGGAGGCAGAAGAGGAGGGAGAAGAGGAGAGAGCAGUAGAGGGAGCAGAGGUGGGAGCAGAGGAGGGAGCAGAGGAGGGGGCAGAAGAGGGAGUGGAGGAGGGAGCAGAGGAAGGAGCAGAGGAGGGAGCAGAGGAAGGAGCAGAGGAGGGAGCAGAGGAAGGAGCAGAGGAGGGAGCAGAGGAAGGAGCAGAGGAGGGAGCAGGGGAGGGAGCAGAGGAGGAAGCAGAGGAGGGAGAAGAGGAGAGAGCAGAGGAGGGAGCAGAGGAGGAAGCAGAGGAGGGAGAAGAGGAGAGAGCAGUAGAGGGAGCAGAGGUGGGAGCAGAGGAGGAAGCAGAGGAGGGAGCAGAGGAGGGGGCAGAGGAGGGAGCAGAGGAAGGAGAAGAGGAGGGAGAAGAUGAGGGGGCAGAGGAGGGAGCAGAGGAGGGAGCAGAGAUGAAAGCAGAGGAGGGAGCAGAGGAGGAAGCAGAGGAGGGAGAAGAGGAGAGAGAAGAGGAGGGAGCAGAGGAGGGAGCAGAGGUGGGAGCAGAGGUGGGAGCAGAGGAGGGAGCAGAGGAGGGAGCAGAGGAGGGAGAAAAGGAGGGGGCAGAGGAGGGAGCAGAGGAGGGAGCAGAGAUGAAAGCAGAGGAGGGAGCAGAGGAGGAAGCAGAGGAGGGAGAAGAGGAGAGAGAAGAGGAGGGAGCAGAGGAGAGAGCAGAGGAGGGAGCAGAGGAGGGAGAAGAGGAGGGAGAAGAGGAGGGGGCAGAGGAGGGAGACGAGGAGGGAGCAGAGGAGGGGGCAGAGGAGGGAGCAGAGGAGGGGACAGAGGAGAGAACAUUGGAGGGAGCAGAGGAGGGAUCAGAGGAGGGAGCAGAGAAAGGAGCAGAGGAGGGAGCGGAGGAGGGAGAGGAGGAGGGGUCAGAGGAGGGAGCGGAGGAGGGAGAGGAGGAUGCAGCAGAGGAGGGAGACGAGAAGAAGGGAUACGUGGGGCAAAGUUGGCAGUUGGUGGAAGAUGGAGCAGAAGGGAUUUGUGGGGGAAGCGGGGAUUAUUGGAGGGGACAGGAAGAGGGAGGAGGAGAAGCAGAGGAAGAGAGGGGUAAGGGAGAGGGAAGUGGGGGAGGGGAGAGGGCAGUGGAAAAGGGAGGAGGAGAGAGGGAAGAGGAAGGUGAAUGGGAAAGGGAGAAGGAAGAAGGGGAGAGGGAAAAGGAAAAGCGAGGAAGGGAGAGGGAAGAGGAAGGAAAAAUAGGUGAGGAGGAAGAGGGAGGAAGAUGGAGUAAGCAAGAGGUGCAGAGAUGCGUGCAGGAAAGAUGGAAGAGGAAGCGGCAUGCUGAAGAGGAAAAUGCGACAAACAAGGUUUGUUUGGAGUCAAGUCGAUGCAUUCAAGAACCCUGGACAAGCCAUGAGCGUGCGACAGCACGUGAGGAUUGGGAUUGUGGAAGGGGGUUGCUUCGAAUGGGAGGGGCGGUGAGAAAGGGAAUGUGUGUUGAAGGAGAUUGUGCCGAGGGGGAGGGAGGUGGUUGCAGGGAAAACCACCUGGAGAAUCACCUGAGGCAGCAGAAGAGAUACCUGGGCACAAAGGUGCACUGUAAUGUGGGGAGGAGAGGGUGCCAGUGGAAGCUGAGGAAACGCAGGAGGCAGGAGGAGAAGCUCCUGAGGCAGGAGGAGGAGCUCCUGAAGGAGGAAGAAACCCACCUGAAACAGGUGGAAGAACACCUGAAGCAACAGAAAGAGCACCUGAGGCAGCAGGAGGAGCACCUGAAGCGUAAGAGGCAGCACCUGGAGCUUCAGGUAAGACGCACGCGGAUUUUGAAGCAACGCCUGAGUUGCUGUAGCUGUUUGUGUUCUUGUGGUUUAAGGAGAGGGAUUGAGGAGAGGGAUGAGGAGGGAGGGAGGAUGGUGGAGGAUGGAGGGAGAGGAAGAGGGGUUGUGGUGCAUGAUGGGGAGGGGGUGGGGUUGGCGGAAGAUGGAGGGAGAGGAGGGUUUGAUGGAGGGAGAGGAGGGGUAGACGGGUGGAGAGGAGGGAGGGUGGUGAAAGAUGAGAUUGAAGACUGGUUAAGGUGA